Ctenocephalides felis (cat flea) is the source of this 595-nucleotide messenger RNA. RefSeq names its product 40S ribosomal protein S15-like. NCBI's taxonomy places the organism in Eukaryota, Metazoa, Arthropoda, Insecta, Siphonaptera, Pulicidae. Gene Ontology annotation, molecular function: RNA binding; structural constituent of ribosome. The coding region runs from base 111 to 554 and encodes 147 amino acids. Gene Ontology annotation, cellular component: cytosolic small ribosomal subunit; ribosome. Gene Ontology annotation, biological process: translation; ribosomal small subunit assembly. The transcript has 4 exons. The record is from RefSeq and is a predicted model, not a curated record.
UAGCUCUGUCGUCACAACUUGACGUUCUACGAAAAUCAUAUCCGGGAUCUCUCUUUUCCAUUUGAUGGAACUUGUAGAAGUUUAUUUCUAAAUCUGUUAAAGAAAUAAUCAUGGGCGAGGCCGAAGAAACUCAAAAGAAGAAGCGUACCUUUAGAAAGUUUACUUUCAGAGGGGUCGACUUGGAUCAAUUACUGGAUAUGCCCAAUGAGCAAUUGAUGGAAUUAAUGCAUGCAAGAGCUCGCAGGCGUUUUGCUCGUGGUUUGAAGCGCAAACCAAUGGCACUUGUUAAAAAAUUACGUAAAGCCAAAAAAGAUGCUCCUCCAAAUGAGAAACCUGAAAUUGUAAAGACUCACCUUCGCAACAUGAUUAUUGUUCCAGAGAUGGUUGGUUCCAUUGUUGGUGUUUACAAUGGAAAAACAUUCAAUCAAGUUGAAAUCAAACCUGAAAUGAUUGGACACUACUUGGGAGAAUUUUCUGUGACAUAUAAGCCUGUUAAACACGGUAGACCAGGUAUUGGUGCUACACACAGUUCCAGAUUUAUUCCACUUAAAUAAAAAUGUAUGCUUUCCAUUAAUAUAUUUAUUUGGAAAAGUAA